Molecule: messenger RNA, 338 nt
Organism: Trametes versicolor FP-101664 SS1
Lineage: Eukaryota; Fungi; Basidiomycota; Agaricomycetes; Polyporales; Polyporaceae
Exons: 2
Source: RefSeq, a predicted model, not a curated record
AUGACUUUCCGCCCGAAGCCCGCUUUCCGGAAACUUGGGGACACUGCCAGCGGCGGGUACGCCCGCAGGGAGAUGCAGCUGCGCAGCGAGGUACGCCAAGGGCUGAAGGACAAACUCGUGGCGCGCGUCGGCCACGUGGAUCCCGAAGUGUCGAUGCGCUGGACCGUAAGCGGGCUCUGCGAAGACAUAUACCUCCGCCACCGCCUCAAACUCGUCGGAUGGCCAGAGGGCAUCGUCUUCGGCGACCUGAGCAAGGUGACCGGGCUGGCACGGAUCUGGAUACUCGUCCGGGCGCUGCGGAGCGGGGAGCUCACGUUCGAGCCGAUCACGCAGGAGGA